Molecule: messenger RNA, 1377 nt
Organism: Lynx canadensis (Canada lynx)
Lineage: Eukaryota; Metazoa; Chordata; Mammalia; Carnivora; Felidae
Gene: CFAP300
Product: cilia and flagella associated protein 300
Exons: 7
Coding region: 34-837 (267 amino acids)
Source: RefSeq, a predicted model, not a curated record
AACGGUACGCACUAAAGCCGAGCGAGGAGGGCGAUGGCGGCCGGGGAGCCGAGGGAUUUGGGCAGCUACUACUUCAGAUUCCUGCCUCAGAGAACCUUCCAGUGUCUGAGCACCCAGGAGACCACCAGCCGGCUCCGCCAGUGGUCCAUGCUGGGCAGAGUCGCGGCUCAGGCGUUCGGCUUCGACCAGACGUUCCAGGCCUAUCGCAAGGACGACUUCGUCAUGGCUUUUUUCAAAGACCCAAAUGUUAUUCCUAAUUUGAAGUUACUUUCAGAUUCUUCUGGACAAUGGAUUACAUUAGGAUCUGAAGUGAAAAAAAUUGAAGCCACAAAUGUUCCUUGUACACAGCUUUCGAUGUCAUUUUUUCAUCGGUUAUAUGAUGAAGAUAUUGUACGCGAUGAUGGACAUAUCAUUAAGUGUUUAGAUUCUUUUUGCGAUCCCUUUCCUAUAUCCGAUGAAUUACGAAAAGUUUUGCUAGUGGAAGACUCAGAAAAAUAUGAAAUAUUUAGCCAAGCUGAUAGAGAAGAGUUCCUGUUUUGUCUUUUCAAACAUCUUUGCCUUGGUGGAGCCCUUUGUCAGUACGAAGAUGUGCUUAAUCCAUAUCUGGAAACAACAAAGCUUAUCUAUAAAGAUCUAGUGAGUGUUCGAAAGAAUCCUCAAACCAAGAAAAUACAAAUUACCUCUUCCAUCUUUAAAGUGACGGCAUACGAUUCCGCUGGCAUGUGCUACCCUUCAACAAAGUCUCACGAACAGACAUUUUCUUACUUUCUUGUGGAUCCGAUCAGGCGUCAUGUUCAUGUUCUAUACCACUGUUACGGUGUGGGGGAAAUGUCUUAACAGUAUUCUCUCAGAUUAUCGAUUUUACGGUUUUUACCAAUCUUUUACUUUGACGUCAUUUUAUAGGUAAACAUCUCCUCUGCCAGUUAAUUUAAGUAAAAUGUAGAGAAGCCGCAUAGAACAGAAGGACACGGUACAAGAUGCCUGUCUUUAAAUUUGCCUGGAGUGGUAGCAUAGGGACCGAACUCCAUCCCUACCACGGUCUACACCAAUAUAGUUGUGGACAAUUUACAGAAAGAUACAAGGAACUAAAAAUCCAGUCCGUAUUUGUCGCAUUAGGAUUCAAGUAAGGCCUCGAUUUUCCACGUAUUUUAUUUUAGAAGCUAAUUAAUUUUAGCUUGAAACUGUGGCAGAAAACUGACCAUCUCUCCACUGAUCAUUAUUAUCAACUGUUAGCUUUUCAAAUUUGAGUUUCAUUUCAUUGCAUUUCUUCACUGCAUAAAGAUUUACACGUCCAGGGGUGUAAAAUGCAUAACAAUUCCUUUGCUUCGUUUGUCCCAGUUAAAAUCCUCAAUAAAAAAAGUCAUGUUCUGAAAGUAA